This is a messenger RNA of Doryrhamphus excisus (bluestripe pipefish), 4226 nucleotides long. RefSeq names its product RMI1, RecQ mediated genome instability 1, homolog (S. cerevisiae) (gene rmi1). NCBI's taxonomy places the organism in Eukaryota, Metazoa, Chordata, Actinopteri, Syngnathiformes, Syngnathidae. Gene Ontology annotation, cellular component: nuclear body; RecQ family helicase-topoisomerase III complex. The record is from RefSeq and is a predicted model, not a curated record. Gene Ontology annotation, biological process: double-strand break repair via homologous recombination; resolution of meiotic recombination intermediates. Gene Ontology annotation, molecular function: nucleotide binding.
CCUCUCCCGGAAGUUGUGCGAGCGGCAAAAAUAGUGGCGGGUUUAUGCCUUUCCCGGGUGUCAAGGUAUGUUAAAUAUGAAUUUAUCAACAGUUUGGCUUAACUGCGACCGUUGUAUACUAAUAUUAAUGUUAAGCUAAGUGAUGUUGGCGUCUGUUUAACAUACUACUGCCGCAGAAAUUGUACGUUUGUGACCCCGUUGUGAUACUUCCACUUCUCUGCGUGUCAAUAAACAAACAAUACAAUACAUUACAUAGGCUCUAUAGUACUACUGGUGAGGGUGAAGGUACAUUAGAAGAUGGCUCCACAAGCAGUUGUCCAGGUGACACAGGCCUGGCUGCAGUCAUCUUGGCAUGUAAAGGUGCCUUUUGCCUGGCUGGAAGCAUGCGUGGAGUGGCUCCAGGAGGAGGCCGGAGGAGCAGGUCGUCUAUCUCAACAGCAAAUUAACCAACAGGUGCUUGACCAGUGGCUCUUGACUGACCUGAAAGACUUGGACUACCCUGUUCUCCCAGAAGGACUAGCUCAAGCGCAGAAGACUGACCUCAGCGGUAUCUUCUGUGUCCAGGUUGACUCAUUGCUGGACAUCAGUCAGCCUGCUUAUGGCCAGCUGCAGAAAUGGAAGGGCACAGACUGCUCCAAUGACGACGUAUCUGCUGUCACGCAGACCACUCAGAGACCGUGGGAGGCCAGACCCACACGCAUGCUCUUACUGCGGGUGACCGACGGAGUCCAGAACUUGGAGGCCAUGGAGUAUCAGCCUGUCCCUGCAUUGAACACUACUCUCAGGCCUGGUGUCAAGAUGCAGUUGCAAGGGCAGAUGGUUUGCAGACUCGGGGUCCUUUUGCUGGGGCCGUCCAACGUGAAGGUCCUAGGCGGGGAAGUGGAAGAGAUGUCCGAAAGGAACAACCAGGGGAGAGUACUGUGUAGGACCCUCGGACUUCCUGAAGAGCAGGAUCGAGAGGAAGAAGCUGAUGUUCUCCAGUCAAACCAAGUUGAUGGCACAAACCAAGGAGAUCAGGACCCGGAACUUGAUGACCAAGAGCUGUUGGCCAGUCUGGAGGCCCAAGAGGAGGAGAUGGUGGACAGGCCUCCGCUUAGGCCCCCUCACGACAGCGGCUACAGGACACUCAGCCAGUUUUCCACUCAGUCCUCCAGAAGUUCCGCCGUCAGGAGCGCAUCGUCCAGAAGUACAGCCUCUACCCGCCCCAACACGAGUGCAUUCAGUUCAUUCCGAAGCCGUCGCCCUAGUAACGAGCAAGAGGACUACGACCUCGUCGACCCCCAGCCUUGCGACCACGUGACCCCGGCCGACGAAGACUUUCCCGACGAGGAUUUUGACGACCUGACCCUGGAGGAGUUGGACAGCGUGGUCUUACACGGGGGCGCGGCGACCUCGGCGACCUCCCAAAUCCGAGAAGACGUCCUUUCUCUUGAACAGGACGCAGGCGACAUCAUGGACGACGAUAUGGACCGCUUUCUUAUCGAGGUUCAAUCCCGUGAAGUGGAAUUAAAAGGUGAUCCAAGCCAAUUAUGUGGAAAUAAAAUGGAUUCGGUUUCUAUUCGGAAACGUGAGAGCUCCCAUGGUGCGGUCCAGGGAUUAAGUCACGCCUCCAGCACUGCAGAACGUGAUGGAACACCACCAAAAAAUAACCCCAUCACUUUGUCCUCUACUCCAUUUACAUACCUGUGUCUUCUGGAGGACAUUUUGUCCACCCCAGAACCCCCCACUUCCACAAAGAUCCUCAUCAAAGCCUUCAUCGUGACCCUAUUGGGAAAACUGAGUUCCCACAACGGCUUAUGGAAAAUUUCCGCGACAGUGUCAGACGGAAGCGGGUACCUGGACGUGGAGCUCUCAGACCAGGUCCUGACGGGCCUUCUGGGUUUCUCGGUGUCGGAGAAAGGGGCCAUGAGGCGUGACGCGGCCCGGAGAUGUGAGCUGGACGCCGGAAUGCGGCGAUGUCAACAAGAGCUGGUGGACAUGUGCUGUCUUAUGACCGUCGAGGUGGUCGCCGACGGGAGAGCGGUGGUGACACGGGCCGAACCUGUCAGCGAGAGGGUCCACCGGGGGCUGGAGAAGAGGGUGAGAGACGGGAGGAAAUGAGAGUUAGAGGGGGGGCCGUAAUAAGACAGAACACAUUGCUGGAUGUGAAAAUGAGAAAAAGACAAAUGUGGCAUUUUACAUCAGCACAAACCUAAGAUGUCCUUUAAUGAGACUUUUUUGGGGGGGGGCAGCUCAUGAUCAAGCCGCCCUUCUGCUUCCAAUCUGGAGGAGACAAUGUGUGAACUUGAAAUCCAUGCCGCAAUGCAUCCCAUCUGCUAGAUGUGAAUAUAACAUGCUGUCAUUCCAUUCAUUUAUUCACACUGCUAUUUUCUACAUGCUAUGCCCUCCAUCAGAUAUGGAAAAAAUGUUCAAUUUCAACUACAGCAGUAUGGAAAAUAAUAUUUUUAAAGAAUAUUAAAAAAAAAACGCAUUUAUUAAAAACAGAAAAAUAUACAUACUUUUUCAGUGUCUUAAUUUUUAUUUUUCGGCGCAAAAUAAGAUGAAAAAUAAAUAAAAAAAUCAAAAAUAAAGAAAAUCAAUCAAUUAGUAAUAAAUAAUUAUAAUAAUAAUAAAACGGCAAAUAAUAAAAACUUAAGAAACCACAUAUAGUUGGUGGGUAGACAUUUUUUUUUCAGAUUAAAAUGAACAAAGCAUUAUUAGAGCCCUGUAGACAUGACAAAACACGACUAUAGUCACAUUUAUACUUAUUUUUAUUUACAACAUAUUGCGCAACUGCAGGGUCUUGAGACACAUGCUAACUCGCAAACUAGAGAGCUAGCGACCUAAACGGUAGCCUUCAAGUUAUUUCCUUUAAACUUAAAUAGCCAAAAACUUACCACUUCCACACGGAUAGGGUGGAUAACUAUAACAGUUAACAGUUAACAGAUAACAGUUAUUUAACCUUUAACAUGAACAUUAAUCUAACGUAAUAAUUUUUUCUGGGUACAUGAUACCAUACAGCAUCCAUAUUGAAUUAAACUUGUGAAGUGGGGGCCUCAAACUAGUGUCCUGCGGGCCACAUUUGGCCCGCGGGCCGCAUGUUUGAGACCCCUGACUUAACACUACUUCGCUUUUGAUGGCUUGUAAAGUCUUGGUAUAACACUUUGGAAUGGUGGUUUGUGAUUGGCUGGUGACCAGUCCAGGGUGAACCCCGCCUAUACACACAAUAACCCCGCACAGAAAGCUUUCUAGUUCUUCCAGAAUCCACACCUAUUCAGCUGUAUUGCUUUGGAUUUUGUGCUUCCCACGAGAAGAGUCUGUUUUAAUGUAUUCCACCCACGGCCCCGCUGCGGUUGGUCACAGUCCCGAGUCCUUGGAAGGAUUGUUGUGUCGUUAGCAGAGAGCUUUAGCAUUUUAGCAAUUGUACAGUAUCGGUAACACACACAGUUCCGUUGUAAAAGUAAAAAUUGUAACAAAUUCAUGGUGUUAUAUCGGUAAAAUAUUGAUAUUUUUAUGUAUUGUUUAUGUUGUGGCAUGGUUUUAGCGAAAUAUUUAUGGGUUAGCCUUAUUUAACCUUUAACAUGAACAUUAAAUGUAAUAUUUUUUUCUGGGUACAUGAUACCAUACAGCAUCCAUAUCAAACUUUAAACUUUCAUAUCAAAAGCGGGGGCCUCAAAUUAGUGUCCUGCGGGCCACAUUCGGCCCGCGGGCCGCAUGUUUGAGACCCCUGAUUUAAAGCUAUAACUGCUUUUGGAGUGUAGAAAACGGAAUGGGGUUUAUAUUCAGAUUGCUGUAAUGAAUUGCCGCCUUUGCAUUCAUUCAUUACGUCCAUUAUGUCCCACUGGAAAAUAAUUGAAUAUGGAAGGGCAGCACGGGUCUUCAAUAAAGUCGCCCCGGGAGGGAAAAUAAGCGGAAAGGAAAAUGAGGAAGCGGCCAUGAUUUUCUAUUCUUUCUGUUCAUUACAGCGCAACUCAGUGUUUUUGGUCCUGAUGACUUCACAUGAGACUAUUUGAGCUUUGUUAGCAUUAAAAGUAUAUAAUUGUUCUUUAAAGUCUUGUAUUUUUAUAUUUUUUAUUUUUUUAUAUAUAUAUAUGAAAUAAAUGUUUCAAUCUAAGCCGGUCCGGUGAGUCCUCCAGAUUAGAUGAAUAGCAAACCACCAAGGUUUUUUUUUUUUUUUUCAAGGUUUCAUUAAAUGGCGCCUGUUGGGAAACACUCCAAAUCAAAAGGUGGCCAUUCAGAUGGAGAAA